Molecule: messenger RNA, 5027 nt
Organism: Micropterus salmoides (largemouth bass)
Lineage: Eukaryota; Metazoa; Chordata; Actinopteri; Centrarchiformes; Centrarchidae
Gene: prob1
Product: proline-rich basic protein 1
Exons: 5
Coding region: 449-2713 (754 amino acids)
Source: RefSeq, a predicted model, not a curated record
CACCCCGACAUUGAGCUGGUGUUGAACCCAGUUUAAACUUAAACAAACAGGAUCACACUCAGACCCCUCUGGGACCAGACAUUCCUCUGAACUGGCUCUGACGGAGCAGACAACCUGAAUAGUUACUGUCAAUGGAAACUAUGAAAAAUUCUUUAAAAGUUGGAUUUUAAACACUGAAACAACCAGAGAUAUCUAAUCCUCCAACAGGACCAGAAACUACACUGAACCAGGUCCGAUACUCCGACCACCAAACUCAGCUUUAACCAGGAACCAGAACCAGGAUUAGUCUUUUCUUUACCAGGACCAGGAUCUUUAUAAAAGGUCUAUAGUAGUCUGAAUGUGACUCUUUGACCAGAACUGAUCUGAUUCUGGUCUUAGUCCUGAUCCAUCUUGAGAGAGACUCAGAGAGACGAACAAUCUGAUCAAACCCUCUGAUUAAACAGAAACUAUGAACACCAGACUGGGCGGAGCAGCAGGACGAGGAGGAAGAGGAGGGAGGGAGUUCUUCAUCAGCGCUCACCGCUGCCCUGAAGUGGACCUGCUGCCUUAUCACGAGUCUGAGACACAAAUCCCUCCGCCGUGUUCACUAGUUCCUGCUGAGAGGAGCGCCUGUACUGGUCAGUCUGAGGCGGAUUACCUGGACGUCUCCUCCACCCGCCGCUCCCAGGAGGAGGAAGAGGAGGAGGAAGGGGAGGAGGAGGAGGGGAGUAUGAGCGAGUGGUCGGAGGAGGAUCUGUCCCUCCAUUUCUCUCCCUCCGUCAUCCUCCCAUCAGACGACGAAGACUCAGACGCAGAGAGCGGCUUCGAGUGUGUCGACGUUACCGUGGAAACGCAGGUGAAAUGUCAGGAUGGGGAGGGGCUUAAGAUGGUCCCAAAACGACAGAUUCAACUGAAGAAGAAAGACGCAGUGAGCGUCGUUGAGCAGGAGAAAACUGAGAAAUUCCAGGUGACACUUAGAGAUGGGCCUGCUGAAGGGGGAGAUGCUGACAGUGAGCUGUCAGCCAAUGAGCUGCUCUGUCCUACCAUCCGUCACCGCCCUGAUCUGUUGCUACGGCAACACAGUAUGCCCGCCUCCCUUCACACACGCUCAACGACGAGCGGUGAUGUCGACAGCCACAGGGUCUACAAAGGUCUGGUCGCAGGGGCCAGUAAAGGGCUUCAUGUUGGAGGAAACUCGAGGCAGCGACUGCAGAAGUCCUUCUCAUUGGACGAAACUAAAACUAAGAUGGCGUCCUGCAUCAUUAAGAGCGUUCUGUCUAAGAAGAUGCAGGUGGAGCAGAACAACUCUAAAAGCUCCCGUCUGCAGAAGAAAGCUGCUGGGUUCCCCGCCCCCCCCCAGCCUGCAGACCAGCAAAGGGGGAGGGAGGGGGGAGGAGGGAAGACAGGUGGAGGUGUGUUUAAAGCUCCAGUUCAUGUGGUGAGAGACAUGAGGAGUUUAGUUAAAAACACCUACAGCCUCUCGUUCUCCACAGCAACACAUGACAACAACAAGCCAGCACGCUUGAAGGUGAUUGGUCAGGAGGUCAGCCCUCCCCCCACCUACCAGCAGGCUUUGGGGGUCAAAGGUCACAACGAAACAAAGAGGAGCUGUCAGGCUUCACUUUACAGCAGCUCCGGAGGGGGACACGUCCCCAAGGUCAAUGCAUCUCUCAGCCAAUCACAGGACAGAAAACAGAGUAACAUAUUCAGUCGUCCAAUCACAAAGCAGAGGCGAGGCAGCGAGCCGACAAUAAGUAGAAGAAAGAUGGAUGAUGUCACCCGGCCUGUCAUGUUGCUAGACCCGCCCACCAACUCACCUCUCAGCAGUGACCUGUCAGAGCUCAACCAGUCAGAGAGAGCCAGAGGAGUGAGUCAUCAGGCUGGGACCUCCCUCCUCCCUCCUCCCCCCUCCACCUCCAGGCACCCUCAGGGGACCCAGCCUCUGCUCCCUGCCCAGGAACAGAGCUCCAUCCUGGGUGUGUCCUCUCAGUUUGCCCCCGGUUCCUCCCAGCAGCUCCUCCAGCCCUGCUUCUACACCCCCACCCUGCACCCUCACCUGGGGAAGGUCAGCUACCUGCACAGCCAUUUGAGCUACAUUCAUACCCCCUCCACAUCUGCUCCCACCUUCCACCUGCUGAGGAGGUCUGAGGAGAACCAAAGCAGGUCGACAGGAAACCCCUCCGUCCAGCCAGACAUCAUCAAAACCUGCCCUCCUCACCGGACCAGGACCGCAGGAGACCAGGAGAGUGACGGCAACACGGUGACACCUGCACCACAGGAGCAACAUGAGCAACAGAAACCUCAGCAGCCGCCGUUUCUGUGCAACUUUCAGGGUUACUUACCUUCACAGGUGGGUAGUGACAUUGUUGACCUCACAGGUUCUGUUGCAGUCCGCUUCAGCGGCACAGCCCCCUUUCACGUGAGGUUAGACCCUAAAAGUGGGCGGUGCUUCUAUGUGGACACACCCCCGCAGCCUCAGAGGAAGAUGCUGCUGGAUCCAGAAACCGGUCAGUACAUCCAGGUGUUCCUACCUGUAGCCAGCUCCUCCUCCAACACCUGCAUGUUCCCAGUGCACUAUGCGAACCCCGCCCCCACUUUGAUAAGCCCCGCCCCCACUGUCAUGUCAGUGAUGCAGUUUCAGCCAAUGGUUGCCGCAUCCUCCAUGUAUGCCCCCCCCUGCCUCCCCUUCACCCUGCACACACCAUCAGUCAACCACACCCAUACAGCGCCAUGAUGACAUCACGGUCUGUACGAGGACCUGCCGUGUUUGUCUGCAACCAGAACAUUUUUAAUUCAGCAAACCAAGUCCGAGUAAAGUGGAGUUAGCCACAGCUGGAACAUCCUCCUCUUUAAUUGGGUGUGAAGGCUGCCUAUGUUAUUGCAAACCUUUAUUAUUUCAUAUUUAUUCUUCUGUCACGUUUUUUUGUCCGCUACCUAGUCCCACAGCUUUUGAACUGAACAAACACAGACAGACAGACAGAGACCUCAAAACAUGGAGCUUUAAGCUUUACUGCAUUGGAGAACAUGCGUAUGCGUAACUGUGAGUUAUGCACACACACACAUUAAAGGAGACUUAUUAGGCUUCUUAUAUUUUCUGUCCUAUGUAUAAUGUUUCAGUGUCAGAUGUUGAUGUUAAACGUGGCCAAAGCUCUACUCUUAGCUCUUAAUGAUGUCAUACAGAGUUGGUUUUCCAUAUAUGCUAAUUUUCUUGCAGCCUCAAUAACAACGGGCAACUCGUACACUGAAAAGAAUCAUAGACCCAUUUAGUCAUGUCAACUUACUUCUUCUUUUUAACUCAAAUAGCUCCGACAAGUUUUGGAUUUUGAACUCAACUGUAUGAGUUUUAGAAAGUUAAACUUGCAUUAAUUCAUUGUGUUGACUAUUUGACACUUUUGUCGUGUUGACUGAACUUACGUAUGUAAGUUAUCAGUUGAAAAAAGGCGAGAGUAUGAGGAUUGCCUAGGUGCUGCGUCUUUUGAGUUUGAGAAAAACACAUACACAAUCAACUAAUUAGUAGGGUUUAGCAAGUACUUGGUUAAAACGAGUAUCCGGUACAGAUACUUUCUAUGAGUAUCAUUAGAGUAAAAUGUGUCAAUAUCUUUUUUGUUAUAAACUAUAAAUAUAUGAAUAUAAAAAAAUCAAUUACUGUUCUCUGAAGAUCAAUUCUGAGGCUGUUCUGUAAAUGUUUUUUCUAAUAAAUAUAGCAAGUUCUGAUAAAAAUUUCAGGCUUAAAUAACUUCCAGUUAAUACCACCCACUUAUAGAUUAAGCCCCACCACUUCUGAGUACAGAUACAGAAAAUUUGGUGUUCAUGCUCACCCCUGCUAAUUAUACACUGCAGAUAAGUCAUAUAUUCAAAUUCCAACCAAAAUAUAGACACUUCUGUGGUAAACAAGACUAGUGCCACCGGUGGAAAGGGUUCCAGACAACGGCCUAAGGCCCUUUCAGAAAGGAGGUGACAUCUGCUGCUAUUUUGAACUUUGACUACAACGUGCACAGGCGCACCAGCAAGCUGCCUGCCCCGUCACAAGUCAUUGAAGAUAAUAGCACAGUGGUGCUGUUGUUGUGGUCUGUCUUCAAGGCCAUUUAAAGAUGUAAACUUGAAAUGGAAAGUAGUAUUAAUUUGGUUAAGUUGCUUUAACUUGAAACUAUGAGUUAGAAUAACUCAAACUUGUUCAUUUAACUAACAUUGGGACAACUAGAACACUGUAGUUAUAUCCACUUUAUGAACUUAAAUUUAUGAGUUGAAACAGGCUGAAAUGAGAGCUUGCAUGAAGUUUAGAAAUCCAGUUUAGCAACAGCCAGCAUUCACACCUAGUCUAGUCUCUUCUUAUUAUUACUCUUAUUGUGGAAGUCUCCACUCCAUCUGACAGCAGAAGUAUCUCAGUGAUCAUAACUUGACUCUUAUUGUGAAAAACUUGCAUGUAUUUAGUACAGCAGAGUUUUGUCACAGCAGCAUCUUGUGGACGUUUAACGGACUGCAGGAAAUGAUCAAUAAACUUGUUACAGUGCUUUCAGUAAUAUCAGUUGUAAUAAAAGAAGAACUUUAUUUAAAAUCUCCUUGAAUUUUCCUUGAUAAAGAUGAUAUCUGAUGGAUCAAUACUGUCCACAGAGUGUCAGGUCAUCGUACAGAAAUUAUUCCAAAUCCUGAUUCAGAAAUAUCGAUAAGCUAAAUUAAUUUAUAUGUAUAAAAAUUUGAUACUUCAGAUUUGGUAUUUGAUAAUAAAUUAUUUCCGCAGUGGAUCCAAAAUAGAACCAGCUAUUGUUACCCGAGCCUCUGCUCAGUGUGAGGAAGUUAAAUUUCUUACAAGAAGUUUAAUAAUUUACUUUAAAAAAAUAAUUAAAGAAGAGGUAUUCUAUUCAUUUUCAGGUUCCUCAUCUUAUUAAGAGGUUGUUUCAGCACAGGUUUCCAUGGUUAUAUAUUUGUCCUACUGCACAUUGCUGCAGCUCCUCUUUUCAGCCUGUGUUGAAGGCUUCGUUUUAGCUAUGGAGUGAUACAUCUUGUCUCUAAAUGAUCUUUGUUGGGAGUUGCACAUGCUCAGUUCCUAA